AUGGCUUCAAGGUCAACUCAUAUUGGAUUUGAAGGUGUACAAGAUCAACUAACACGAAUCCCUAUUGGAUUUGAAGGACUUGUACAAGAAUAUGAUAAUAAUGUACCAACAAAUAGUUCUUCAGUAAAUAAAAAUCCUAAUUCAAGUUUACCAAUUCAAAGAAAUAAAGUCUCAUCGUCUGAGUAUGCAUUAAAUAUUCCGAAAACAAUGCCUUCUUUUUCUUCUUCGUCUUCAUCGAAAUCAAAUGAAAAUUCUCAAGUAACAGUACCACGUCUGUUCACUUCAUUUUUAUCUGCUGUUUAUACUGAAUUUUAUACAGUAUGGUUUCGAAAGAAAUGGUUAAUAUUUAGUGAUAAUCAUAAAGAAAUAUUUUUAACAUUACGUUCAGAUAUAUCAUGUUAUUUAACUGUACAAAUGGCAAUCGAUCAGAAUUGUUUUGUAAACAAUAAACUACCUCUUCUUAAUCAACCUGAAUGUUUACUUAUUCGAACAGAAGCCAACAACAAAAGUUUAUUUUUACCUAAUUCAAUUAUUUCAUUUGAAAAAUUUUUUGAUAAAAAUAUAAAAAAAUUUUUUCACGGAAAAUUAAUUGCUAUUUUAUGUGAGUCAGAUAAAAUAAAUAACAAAUUAAUGUUUUAUAAACAUUCUCUAACAAAUCAUUGGUAUAUUUUUUAUAAUGAUCUCAUAAAACCAUCACGAUCAUUUUCAAAUAUAUUAUCGAAUGAAGAACAACAUAAACUUGAAUCAAUUUUAACAGAAAAUAAUCAUCGAAAGUUUAUUCAUCCAUCUGAAUUAGUUCUUCCUUUAUCUUCUUUAUGUUAUCAUCCUAUUACAUAUAUAUAUCUCGUACAGAAAAAUUCUAUGGCGCACGAUGAUAAAGAUGAUUUUCUUAAGUGCAUCAUAAAUGAAGCUAAAACUGGUUACAUGGAAUCUCGUUGUCGAGAUUAUUUAGAUGUACAAACAUAUAGACAUGCGGUAUGUUUUGAUACAGGAGAAUAUUUUGAUGCAUUAGAAUUAUAUGCUCCAGUUGGAUCAUUAACUAUUCAAAAAAUAAUUGAUGAUCAUCAAGAUUUAGAUACAAUUCAUUUACGACGACCAGCACCUGUUAUUUUACCAAUAAUAAUAUCAAAAAUUUGUAAUGAUCCUGAUUCAUAUGUAAUUCCAUCAGGAGUACUUAAUAUUCAUGCAAUUCUUCCUCGUUCACCACGUUAUCAACUUGAAGCUGUUAUAUGUGAACUAAAUCAACAUUGUAUUGUUUUCGUAAAAAAUUUAGAAACAGAUAAAUGGUAUUAUUAUCAAAAAGGAUAUACAUGUGAACAAUUUAGUAGUGAUUUAAAUGACAAUUUAAAUAAUAUAAUUGAAUCAAGAUCAGUAAAUGAACAAAUACGCUUAAUAGAAUCCGCACAUUUUCUUGUAUCAUUAAUAUUUCAUAAUGCAGUUAAAUAUGUUUAUAGACAAGAAGAGAAGUGA
Molecule: messenger RNA, 1470 nt
Organism: Rotaria sp. Silwood2
Lineage: Eukaryota; Metazoa; Rotifera; Eurotatoria; Philodinida; Philodinidae
Source: the annotation of a GenBank genome assembly